This is a messenger RNA of Musa acuminata subsp. malaccensis (wild Malaysian banana), 882 nucleotides long. Its product is annotated as tyrosine-protein phosphatase DSP3-like. Gene Ontology annotation, cellular component: cytoplasm. Gene Ontology annotation, biological process: protein dephosphorylation. The record is from RefSeq and is a predicted model, not a curated record. Gene Ontology annotation, molecular function: phosphatase activity. Lineage: Eukaryota; Viridiplantae; Streptophyta; Magnoliopsida; Zingiberales; Musaceae.
UGAUCUCGUUGAUCGAUAAGAUCACCGAGAUAUGAUCUUUCGAUCGGUGGGCGGCGACGGGGGUGAAUCCAUAGACGUGCAGGGGGAGGACGAGGGGCGGAAGGAUGGAGGAUCGGGAGGAGUACCGGAGGAGUCGUUCUUGGUUCGGCCCUCCAACUUCGGCAUUGUGGACAGAGGGAUCUACCGCUCGGGGUUCCCCGCUGCCGACAAUUUUCGUUUCUUAGAAGGGCUCAAACUUCGAUCCAUCGUGUACUUGUGCCCGGAGCCCUACCCGGAGGUUAAUACGGAGUUCGUGCGCUCCCAUGGAAUUCGUCUGUUCCAGUUCGCGAUCGAAGGAAGCAAGGAGCCUACUGUGGCCUUACCAAAAGAUACCAUCAUGAUGGCUCUCAGAAUCUUACUUGACGUAAGGAAUCACCCUAUUCUGAUUCACUGCAAAAAGGGGAAGCAUCGAACAGGGUGUCUUGUGGGCUGUUUCAGAAAGCUACAGAAGUGGCCCCUCUCUUCUGUGUUCGAGGAAUAUAACCACUUUGCUGCUUCCAAAGCUCGACCAUCAGAUCUGGCUUUCAUCAGUAACUUCGAUGUCUCAUACAAGCUGCGUGUACUCCAUAUCAUCUACCGCUUCUAUGGAUAUGGUUCCCGAGUCAAGCGCUUGGUCUACCAAGAUAGCUCCUCAUGACAUCCAAUCCUAUCUCCUUCCUCGUUUGCCUUUUUUUGCUGCAUCCAUAUCGAGGAAGUUGACAGGAAGUCUAGCAUUUUCCUGUACGAGAUCAUGCGCCCUAUACAUGUUUUCCCCAUUUCAACUUAGACAUCACAGCACAACACUUGUUGAUGGGUUAACGAGACAUUUAUUGUUCACCCAUUUUUCUGAGAUCUGAAACUAUA